GCCGACGUCGUCAGUCUUGUGCCUGUUUCGUAGCGAUUCUGAUGCGCUUCCUUUUGUGUCCUGCCUUUCGCCAUCAUCAGUGCCCAAACUCAAACUUGACCGGAGGAGAGGUGGUGUUUUGUGUGUUGUUUCUUCAUUUGCGAAUUCGCUUUGCGAGUUUACAAAACUUUUCACGGACUGUUGCAUUUGCAUUAUUUGGUUGUGCGUAAAUAGGAGUAUCGGCGCGUGUUCAAUAGGCUGCUAUUGCCGUUUUGAAGUGAAUUUCUAUCAAAAUCAAUCGCAGUGGGCCAUCACCACGCAAGUGCCAACCAGCCAGCAGCAGCCGAUAGAGUGACUUGCGCACCUUAGUAGGCAGGUAUAGGAGAAACGCGGUUAGCCUACGAGAGAGUGAGUAGGACGGAGACAAUCGACGAAUGCCAUUAGGUGCCCCGAUUAGGGAAUUUAGUGAAAUUCCAGUGCGCCUAAGCGGUCCAAGUGCGUAUGGAUUUAGCUGUGAGUCGAUUCGAUUGAGGAAAAGCUAAGCAGGUGAAAUAGGUACUUAACUAAUCGUUAAGUAGUUUUCAAAGUUGAACUUAAGUUGCUUGAACACUGACAGUGCCUGUGCGAGUGAGACCAACGAGCUACACGGUGAUGAUUACGCUGAUGGUGAGACGGGUUUGAGCAAUUUUUUUUUAUUCCUUCGCUGUUUUUGGAAAUUGGAAAAUCAAGUUUGCGCGAAGGAGACGACAUACUCUGGGAAGGCUAGGGGGAAGUGAGCACGUUCCGUUAUAUUUUGAUGUGAUGUUGCUGUGAGCUGCUGGGACCUGGAAGAAGUUGCUCCUGGACGUAAGGAAGACGAAGAAAACGUGUUGUGACGAUAAUUUAGUUGGAUGCGAAAUAUUUUCGGCAGAAAAGGUGAAAGAAUAAUUUCAUGCGCGACGAAGGACGUUUACGAGUGAGAACAUUGAAGUGAAGCGACACAUACGCGUUCGGUUGAAUAAUUUACCCGGAUGCAAACCGUGAGUGGUGCAUAAAGUCCCGAAAAUCCGGUUCUGGUGGCUGUUCGCGACAGGUUCGCCGUAACAGCUAAAGCAAACACCGUCAAGACGACUCAGUGCAGCGAAUAGGUUACCGUCACAUCGUUACAAGAAUACUAAUCAGCUGUAAAACAAACGUCAGCUACAUCGAAUCGCCAUCGUCGGAACACCGCACACGCGCACGCUGUGAGAAAUCUAAAAUCACAAUUAUCAAAACCAUCCGCAGCAUCCACACCUUUUAGUUGUGUAGACAAUUACUCAUUAUUCUAAAAAAUUAAGCGGUACGAUUGGCACCUUCCCGCCAUCAUCCAAACCGACGGCGAAACCGCUAGAAAAGUGCGUGAGCGCCACUCAUCUUUCCCGGUGGAAACAAUAGAACAAUUCGGCACGGCAAUCGGUUGUACCUGCCCCAUGAACAGAGAACAUCAACCGGCUGCUGGUGACGAACGCCGGAUACCGGAGGAACUCGGCGCUAGAAAAAGUGUAAUCUCCAUCACCAUCAGUCACCACUGCUGAAACGCUUCGUUAUUGUUUGUACAGAGUGUGCAAUAGGAUAGAAGACCAAGACCAGAGAGCAAGUGCACGGCGCGUGGCCUGAAAGAAGCAUAAUUGAACGAAGUAAUUUAGCAAUAAAAAAAGCAAAGCUAGAGUGUACAUAUCAGUAAAUGUGUCGAAACGAAACCUCAUCUUGAGGAGCCCGCUCGAAUUGUUCGCCAGAGUGUAAGUGAGUGCGCGUGUGUGUAUGUGAGCCAUAGAUUUCGGCGAACUUCAAGUGAAAAAGAAAAGCCCGUUGUUGUGCUGCAAAACCAACCCAUCAGGGAAACCUAAUUCCCAGCAAUUUCAGUACGAACUGACCGAGCGACCGCGGCUACUGGACGAGACGGCCAUCGCUGUGGGCUUGUGGAUAGUGCGGAGCAACAAGAAGCCAACAAAGCUGUGCAUCCAGCAGUGUAAGCCCCCUCGUGGCCCCGCCGGUGGAAGAUGUUAGUUCCGGGACAUGUGGUGUCACUGUAUGUGGCGACGUGCGGCUAUAACGGUGCGGCACUUGGUUCCGACGAGAAGGAGAUUGUUCUGCUGAUUUACGUAAUCAUCGAUGUGCAGACAAAUAAUAUCGUCGGCGUCAAGCAGUAUUUCGUGCGACCAUCAAACCCCCAGCAGGGUCGCGAACACCAGAAUGCCCUUCACAGUAGCAGCGCCAGCAGUGCCAGCCAGAACAACAUCAGCUCCAGCCAAACCUCGCUCGACCAGUCCAUCGGCACAACCUGCUCGUCGACGCAGUCGAACAACUCGACCAGCGGGGCGUCGUCGGCCACCUCGUCGUCGGGUGCCUUGCCCGAGUAUGCAAUCAGCCAGGAGAUACCCGCCAUCGAGUCCCUGAUCCAGUCCAAUGGGCGACCCCUGGAAGAGGUGCUCGAACAGUUCGAUUCCUACACGCGGUCCCUCCAGAUAGACCCCUGCGGGGGUAACUUUCGGUUGGUGGUGGACGGCCAGCUCCCCUUGCGGCAGUGUCUCCACCCGGAAGCCGGUGCCAAAGAUAUUCAGCUACCCGCGUACUACUGGCGAUUUGGCGACCUGCGCAAGGAGUAUGCCCGCUGCAAGGCCGGCGAUCUGGCUCGGGCCCUGGUGCCGGUGGCCGACAGUGCCAAGCUGCACACGAUGCCCCGGGUGCCGGCAGUGCUCGCCUCGGUGGCCGAAAUUAUGCAAGAUCUUGACCUUCCCGCAUUCCAAGACAACGAGUUAUACGUGAAAGAAGCUCGUGAUAUGGUCACAAUUAUCCAGCACAUGAUAUCAUUAGGUCAUAAAUUCGAAGCGAACGAAGUAGUGAAUUUAAGUUUAGAACCUGGAAUAUGCUCAAUCGAUGACGAAAUUGAUGGCACUUGCAUAGUGCGCGCACGUGGAUUGCCCUGGCAGAGCAGCGAUCAGGAUAUCGCUCGGUUCUUCCGGGGAUUGAAUGUGGCCAAAGGUGGAGUAGCACUCUGCUUAUCGCCACAGGGGCGCCGUAACGGCGAAGCAUUAGUGCGGUUCGUUUCGCAGGAACACCGUGACAUGGCGCUCAAACGACACAAGCAUCACAUUGGCAAUCGGUACAUUGAGGUGUACCGCGCAUCCGGGGAAGACUUCCUAGCCGUCGCCGGCGGAGCAUCGAAUGAGGCGCAGGCGUUUCUCUCCAAAGGUGCUCAGGUCAUCAUUCGUAUGCGAGGGCUUCCGUACGAUUGCACCGCCAAACAAGUGCUCGAAUUCUUUGCCAAUGGCGAAAACAGCUGCACCGUGCUGGACGGCUCCGAUGGAAUACUGUUCGUGAAAAAGCCGGAUGGUCGGGCUACCGGCGAUGCGUUUGUACUAUUUUCGCAGGAAACUGAUGCCCCGAAGGCGUUGUCCAAGCAUCGAGAAUCGAUCGGACAGCGCUAUAUUGAGCUGUUCCGGUCAACGACAGCCGAGGUUCAGCAGGUACUGAACAGGUCGAUGGAUCCUAAGACGUACGAGCCGCCGCAGCCACCAUUGAUUGCUGCAUUGCCACCAGUGCAGAUGCCGUUGCUACCGCAGCAUGUGAUUACGAGUGGCACGGAGAAGAACUGCAUUCGAUUACGAGGGCUACCGUACGAGGCUAAGGUGGAACACAUUUUACACUUCUUGGAGGACUUUGCUAAGCACAUCGUCUACCAGGGAGUGCAUCUAGUUUACAACGCACAGGGUCAGUUUAACGGGGAAGCGUUCAUCCAAAUGGAUUCGGAGACAGCCGCCUACCAGUCGGCCCAACAAAAGCACCACAAAAACAUGAUGUUCGGUAAAAAGCAGCGAUAUAUUGAAGUGUUUCAGUGUUCUGGUGACGAUAUGAACAUGGUCCUGAACGGUGGAUUCCAGCAGCCGACGAAUAUCUCCAAGCCGCCGCUGUUAUCACCCGGCGGUACCAUCGUAGGAGCUCCGUUCGGUGGCUUUAGCCCGUUCGGACCACCACCGGCAGCGGUCCUAUCUCCCAGGGCUCACCCGCAUCCGGCAUUCUACCCCCAACCGAUUCUCUACUGGGGCUACCCCAGCCCCCCGGUUUCGCCGACCACGUACUACGGAGCCCCGUCGGCUGCGGCCGCUCCGCCUCACCAUCAUCUACCACCGAACAUGCCUCCGCAUCAUCACCAUCAACCGGCGUUGCUCCCGGUGUCAUCGGAUCACCACCUACAGCCGCCGACGAACCCGGUCAGCUCCGUGGCUGGUUCCCCCUCCGGCCGAGAAUCACAGCAAUCGUCUACCCCGCAACCCCAGUCCCCUUUGUCGCCCAUUCCACCGCCCUUUCCUUCGGCCCGCCCUCCGCAACAGCAGCAGCAAGGUGGCACCACUCCGACGCCGCCCCUUCUAACCGUCAUACCGGCGUCCACUCUGACGAUCCCGAUUCCCAGCACUCACCUGCCAGCCUACAGCACGACGUCCUUGUCGCCGACAUCGCACCAGCAUCACCUUCCCCACCACCAGCAGCAGCAUCAUCACCCGCAACAUCAUCAGGGCCAUCAUGGGCAUCCGCAUCAGGGGAGUCUGCUUGCACCGCCCACCUACGAGCACCACAUCCACGAUAAGCUGGUCACCUCCCCGGGCAGCAUCCUGACCGCGGCCGGGCCCUCGCUCAUCCCCAAUCAGUACGUCGAGUUGUUCAUCGUUUAGUCUGAGUGUGCAUGACGACCAUAUCUGCCGACAGUAGUUGCCAAUAUCGGGCAAACCUGAAGAUGCGUUGUUGAAGCAAGUUUCGAGUGAAUGUUUGUCUUAGUGUAUGUGUGUGUGUGUGCGCGAGUCAUUCGUUUUGUUCUGCGUGUUAAGAGUUUAUUUAUAGAUUUACCAAAAGCAAUCAGAAUGUCUACGUCUCACGGCAAUCCGGCAACGAGUUGAUGUAGGAACAAUCGCAUUCCAACAACCUAAUCCAAGACAUACAUAUCAAAGCUAGCAGUUAAGACGACGAGAGAGAGAAAGAAAGAAGCGGACGCGCAUCGUAAAUGUAGUCAAGUUUAAUCCCACUUUACGAACGUUAAGUACAAUAGAUGAAGUAUAAAUUUUUGAGAGUACGUUGUAGUUUCGCAAUUUGAUUCGAAGCAGUUUAUCUAAGUUUAGAAGAGCUGUAUGGCGUAGAUAGAUAUUUGUAAGUUUUGCUAAAAGCAAUUCAUUAUUAUAUUUGCUCAAAGUUUUCACCUAACUGAUUACCACCAUAUUGUGCGUACUAAAAUAUGUUGUGCUCUAUUUAUAGUUUAGGCAUUAAUUGUUAAGUUUACUCUAUUCAUUGUUUUUUGUUCAUUGCUUAUAUAAUAUUUUUGUUUUAUUUUUUAUGGAACAACAAAAGAUUUACGUCUUCCAGAUAUUAUAGAUCACAUAAUGAGUCAUGAGUUUCGUGAGCAGUGUUUUCUUCAACGAUUGAUACGCGACCCACUCACACACAAAGUGUUUGAAUAACUAAAUUUUUGAUUGUAAUUUUUUUUAUAAGAAGCAUAAUUCGUUGUACCUCUAUUUGGUCUGGGUUCAGCAAAACCGCACCAAGCGGAUCUUUGACUGACUUGUAGUAUUUUGCUCACAAAACGAAAAAACGCUAGAGAAAAUUUCAUAUCAAUUCAUACGUACAUUUGAUGAAGCAUAUCCACAGUUAUGAGGUUGAGGGAUAUCCGAUACUAUUUGUGAUUAUUAAUGAAAAAUGGGUUUGUUGGCGCUUGGUGUGAUUCAGCAGAACCCCGAUCAUUUGACUGUAUUGAAGAAUAGUGGAGCCUUACCUCACUUACUUGCUUACCUUACCUAAAUUGCCAAUGGAGUUGAAUUCAACUCUAGUUGCUGUUGGCCUCAGAUGGCAGCAACGAUAAGGCACAGUGUUUGAUAUCCAAUUGUCAGCCCACAAGGCUCGAAUUGUGACCGCAUGCAUCUGUUGAUAAACACCUGUUGUAGUCGUUAGGUAUUUUUCGCUGAUGUGUUUGUUUCAUCGAUUUUACGUUGGAAUUGAAAAUUCGGAUUUUUGUGCGUUGAUAAAUCAGCCUGUUUUUUAAAAUGUUUCAUGAACUCGGAAAGGCAGCCUUUGUCUUCUUGAUCUAUGCGCCUAUGUUGCUCUUGGGACUGCCUUCUGACGCAUCUUCCAGCUUCCAACUUUCUCCACUGAUUACUGUGAAGCUGGAAGGGGUCGCCGUCGAUUUUAUUUUACGUUGAUGAUUGAACCUGCCUAUGAGAAGUAUUGGAUAGCCUUUUGGAUCUCUUGCAAUAACCAUGCCCAGGUGGUAGGGGGUUUGACUGAUACUUGGCUAUGUUGUACAAAGUGCUCGAACCAGCGUUUAACAUGGGCCUAUUGCAUUGGGUCGUAUACCCGUUGCGUCUUUCAAAGCCAGGUUUCUGUUCAGAAGCCUAAAAACACGCCAUUCUGCAGCUCGUUCGUUCAGAAGCACAAAUCGAUUCAUUUCAGAGAAAAAUCGCUUCCGAAUACCAAUUUUUCUAUUAAAAAAUCCAAAUGGAAUUCCUUUGGGUUUCUGGGUCUGUAUGCAAUUAUUUUGGCUUGUGAACGGAAUCCUUUUGCGCUUUCGAUUGUAAUUCUUUUGGACUAUCGAUUAGAACUGCUUCUAAACCAAACUUUUUUAGAUUUCCGAUUCUAUGCAUCUCCAAACGAAAUUAUUUUGGGUUCCCAAACGGAAGCCUUUUGGGCCUCCGAGCGAAACCUUUAGACUUCCGAACGGAAUCUUUUUGGGCUUCCGAGUUCCGAAUGAAAAAAAAAAACAAAACAUUUUUGAACUUUCGGUCUUUUUGGUUUCUUAACGAAAUUCUUCUGGGAUUCCCUUCGGAAGCCUAGAAAGAUUCCAUUCAGAAGCCCAAAUGAAUCCCAUUUCUCUACCUAUUUUAAUUUUCUCUGGAAUUUAAAAUCGAAGUUAUUUCUUGUGACACAGACAAACAGGCGUAACACGUAAAUUUAAUCCAUCGUUUAUGCAUUAUUUUACGCGAUUCUGCAUGUAGAGGCGCUAGCAAUCAGCCACUUUGAGAUUUAGCGCUUAGAAUAUCAAACAACUGAAGCGACGUUUUAGUUUGCAUUAGGUGCCUGCCAGAGUAGACGCGUCUACGCGACGCCGCGCGAAAACUGCACGCAAAGGAAUAACAGUCAAUAAUAAGGAGCUGUCAAAUCGUAUGGACACUUCGCUUCGCACUUCGCGUCUACUCUGGUCGCACCCUUAGGGGCAAGCCAAAAAAUGUUUUUUUCGGAACCUAACCUCACUUUUAAUUGCCAAUUCUCUUUUGUUGCUUGUUUUUGCAUGUUUGUAUGACAGUUACACUCCUUGCACACAGGACGUCAAUUUGAAAAUGCUUAUUAAAACAAAUAUAAUACAUUUUAGUCGAAAACAGUUUUGAUUUCGAGUUAUAAAUUUGAUUUACUUUUAGACAGAGAUGCAUUCUGAACAGAACAGGAGCCAAGAACAUUGAUGUUCUUAUAGUUUUAAUCUUUCAACACAGUUCAGUGUGCGCUGGGAUGGUACAGAAAAACGAUCAUGAUAAUAAAGGUUCCCAAGAUUUGGAACUAUGCAAAAACAUACGAGCUUGCUUGAUAUGCUUGAUUUCUAUCGUUAGAUCCUCACAUUUUUCAUUACUACUCUUGAACAGUGUGCUGUGUUCAGCUGUGCUGUUUUCAUCUUACUCUUGAACAGUGUGCUGUGUUCAGAAUGUUUUAAACACGAAUACGUUCUCGUGUUCAGAACGGGUCUCUGCGUUUAGUUUAGCAACACGAAAGUUGAAUUGUUGAUAAGUAGCCUAACAUCAAAGAAUAAUUUAUUAUUAUUCUCUGUUAACAUGUGCACUAGAGUGAUUCAAAUUUUGAAUUUUUUGCUCCCCCAUGCUUAAACGAUUACAUUUGCCUUUUUAUUAAUCCACCUAAAUUUUUAGCUAAUUUGGAAGUAAAUUGAGUGAGCACGCGCGGUUUGAAGUUUGUAUGAAAAUUGCUAUGAAAACAGUAACUUUCAUGGAAAACCGUUCCCCAACGCUUCCUUUUAAGCUCUAAGAAAAGUUAUUAAAAAAAUACUGAAUCGUGGGAAAUUCAAUUUAACACGUAAAAGAAUAACAUCAAUAUCAAUAAUGAGCAUUUUUGUUUUCUUCAUAACUUUGCUUCCAAACGAGAAAUCGCUUCGCAACAAUAACUGCCUUUCAGCUUGAGAAGUAUUCUGUGAAGGAAAUGUGUUGAUUAUAUUUGAAUAGUUCAUGGGCCACCUCACGGAACGGUCUUCCACAUAAGGGUCAGUUUUUACAGUAAUUUCCAUACAAACUUCAAAUGACGUGUGCACAGUCAAAUUACUUCCAAAAUUGCUCAAAAUUUAGGAGGAUUCGAGGAUUAUUAAAAUGGCAAAUGCAAUCGUUUAAGCAUCGGGGGGCAAAAAAGUCAAAAUUUGAAUCACUCUAAUGUGCACGCUAACCAGGAUCUACCCAGAAUCAUGACAAAGUGAUCAAGAUGGCAGCUGAGCGGCCAUGCGGCCAAGGCGAAUAGCAAGCGUCACUCAGUGAAACGCAAACAAAAAACAAGAUAACAUCAUCUUUUAUAACCUGUGAGAGCUACGCAUUGAAAUUGCUUUAAACUGUAAAAAAAUCUAGGAUACUGUAAUCAGAAAACCAAGUUGGAUGAUGAUGCAUUUCAGUCACGAGCUAACCCAAAUCCCGAUCCAGCUAAAUACUUGAAGGAAUUUACGGAAUUCCAUCCAAUUUUCCCAGCAUUGCUGUCUAGGAUGCAAUUAAUUUUUUGGGUAAAUUUCAGGGCUGCGAAUGGGAAGCAGUAUUAACAACUGAGAACACCUGCCAAAUGGAUUAAAAUGCCAUUAUUUAUAUUAUUGUAUAAAUGUUUUGCUUGUUUUCUGCGUAAACUAAUUGUUAGUUGAAUAUUUUGCCUCACAUUUUUGCUGGUCUCAAACAUUGGCGUAAUUAAUGAAAAUUUAUAGGGGGCUAACUUUUUUUAAAUCUUCUCUUUUUUUACAGUCAAAAUAAAAAAAUCAUCAUUUUUGCUCAACGCCUGACCAUAGGAGCUUAGCAAAGCAAAACAAGUCUGCGGACUUUAUAAAUCCAACCGAAACAAGUUUUUUCUUUAUUAUUUAGUUAACUCAAAAUUGCAUGGUGUUUUAAAGAAAAUUCUCGAAUUUCAAUAACCCUAGCGUGUUUUUUGCAAACAAAAUUUUUCGGGAAACAGCAGGAAAAUUCCCAGACCACUUUAUUAGACAUGUCUGCAGAAAGAACUGUCUUCAAAAUGUCUAGAUUUGGUACAUGCAUAAUAUACGUUUCAUUUGGCUGUUAUAUUUUGGCAGAGAUUUCUUGUAUAAACUUUUCAAAAAUGCCAUGUAUCUUUCAGAAUUAUGUUGGAAACGUAGAGUAAAAAGUUCUGACAAAACUCUGUCCAAGAGUAACAAACAGUGCCUUUUCGAAACUUGAACAAUUUGUCCGAAAUUUCAUGCAAUAUUAAGACCAUAAAAGCAGUUCACUGCCCAUGAUCGCAUAUUUGUAACACUCGCAUUUUUGUUCAUUCUGUAGAAAGCCUGUGAAUCGUCCAAAAAGCUUAAUUUACUGCAUCUAAUUCCACUACAGUAAAAUAGGCUUUACUACCUUGCCUAUCUGUGGUAAGCUGGAAAUGAUUGAGUUUGUGUGGAGGAUUGACAAACGAUUUACAAAAUCAACCAAAAUGCAAAUGUUACAAAUAUGCGAUCAAGGGCAGUUCAGCAUUACUUCAUUCAAUCAAAAUCUCAGAAAUUAUAAUUGAUCUAUUUAACUGUUACUUCAAUUAUUCAUUUUAUCAGCAUUGAGUUAGAAUAAAAUCGCUGUUCGCACUCCAACUUCCAUAUAAGCAGAUUUCUUACGUAUCAAGAGAGCGUAAUAUUUUUCGUGCUUGGCAUUCUUCUUAUGCAAAAUAUAACAAUUAUUCAAGGUUCGAAGACUUGAUCAAAUAUAUUCAAGCUGUUGUAGUUUUUCCAAGAAAUAGAUAAUGAAGAAAAUUCAUUCUCUGCUUCUUCUUCUUCUUCUUCUUAUUGGCAUUACAUCCCCACACUGGGGCAGAGCCACCUCGCAGCUUAGUGUUCAUUAAGCACUUCUACAGUUAUUAACUGCGAGGUUUCUAAGCCAAGUGACCAUUUUUGCAUUCAUAUAUCAUGAGGUUAACACGAUGAUGAUACUUUUAUGCCCAGGGAAGUCAAAACAAUUUCCAAUCCGAAAAUUGCCUAGACCGGCACCGGGAAUCGAACCCAGCCACCCUCAGCAUGGUCUUUCUUUGUAGCCGCGCGUCUUACCGCACGGCUAAGGAAGGCCCCUCUGCAUAUCAGCCCAUAUAUGUUCAGAGAGCAAAAAAUGCACAAAACUUAUGCAAAGUAACAACUUUUGUAGGAGGGUGUGGGGUACUACGUGAUCCUAUAGGCUAUUGACUUCUCCAAAGCCAGAAUCACCAACACUAAUGUCACUGUGUAGAAUGUAUAAAAUGAAAGUGGGUGGUAAUCCAGUUGCAGCAAAACUAUCACAAACACUUUGAAAGGAAUACAGUGGAAUCACGCACACUUUUAUUUAUUUGGAUAAGUCAAUAGAAAGGUCAGUUUUGUGUGAAAGAAACACAUAGAGUUAACUGAACGUAAGAACGGCUUAUGGAAAUUUGCCACAAGAAGUCGGUAUGAAUUUCAAAAGGUCGCCUUAUGAAAGAUUUUGAUUAAAAAAACGAAGUGCGGCAGACGAACCAUGAGAGUCGGAUCAUGAUUCGGGCUAGGAUAACAAUGCAUAGGACUUUGAGAAAGUUACAGAGCAACAUAAUCCAUCGCCAGUUACCGCAUACAGUCAGGUCUCCCUUUUUGGGCACCUCAACUAAGUAAGAUACCCUGCAUUUAGUCAACCGGGAUAGUUCCGGUACCCCAGAUAUGGCUGGAACUUGUAAAACUGUUUGAUGUGCUCGAACGGGCGUUUCAGCUGGUGACAGGAAUCGAUCCGUUGCGAGAUAUUUUUCGAUUAGGAGGCAAAUGUCUCCUUCAUCGGCUAAAGAAUCUGUCCACGCUCGCUUAUCCCGUCGGCAUAAGCGUUUCAUUUCUCCAGAACCGAGUAUUGUUGACGGACUAAAACUCUGGCUCCUCUGGUAUUUUUGUUCACUCUACGGCGGCCUUCACUUCUCUUUGUUCCUCUGGCUUCCUCCAGAUUUUAUCGGUGAUCUAUUGUUUUCUAUGGGUGCACCGUUCGCUUAGAUUAUUCUCUCUGAUGGUGAUCCGAAGACAUUCUUGAUGGUGGUCCAUUGCUCUUCCGCGCUGUCACUUCCCGGAAUCUCUGCAGCGCGAGUCUCCAGUUCUUACAAUCUUUACAAGAUACGAUCUGUGCCGUGUAAACAAUAUAGGCUUACUAUUCUUCGAUCGUCACCAACGAAUUGAUGUUCCAAUGAACUAGCAUUCAGGCUGAUCGAAUGCCGAGUGAAAUCCCACUGAACUCGAAACCAUCUCCCCGUGUUAGCUUGAAAAUACUUCACCGAAUGCACUUCAGAAUUCCACGAUUUUUUUCUUCGGGAUCGUUCUCCGGUAUAUCGUGCACUUUACCUUUUAGGGGUAACUGAGGCCUUUUGUCAUUUUUAGCUGUGUUCCAGGAAUAUUUUCAUGAAUGUUUACUACUGGACUGGUAGUUCGAGAUCCAAAUUACAUAGGGAAACUGUUCCGAUCCCCAUCUCAAUGUACAUAUAUCCAUCUCAACGCUAAACAAAGAAAUACGGCACUAAAUUCGUCGCUUCUUUUUGUCAACAUGCGUGCUCACUGCUGAAAAAAAUCACAAAAAUAAUAAACAAACCAAAUUCCUUUCCAUUGCUUUGUUUUUGAUGGGAUGGAAAUAGGAGCUAUGAGAUGAAGUGGCGAACCGUCCCCUACGUUGUAGUAAAUACUCUGGAAACACUGCUGAAAAUGUACUAAAAAAUGUCAAAGGGUCGUUUUGCCCCGGGGGGUGCAUAUUACCCCAGUUUCCCCUAUAUACACAACAAUCUUCCAUGGUGGUGCGAAGUUUUUACUUCUUCUCCGCCUGCUCAACUUCAUGCUUCUUAUCAUAUAUUGUCGGCGUAGCACCAAAUUAGAAUUCGGAAAUCUGGACUUCCGAACCGAACUGUUUUCCGAAGUUUUAUCCCUCAAACUAAUUGAUGCGUUGUUUAGCGCAUAUUUAGGCGAAUCUAGCGCACUACUUCCGAAGUUGGGGAAGUUGCCUGUAUCUGGAAAACAAUCCAACUUCGGUAUAAAAAGCGUAUUAACUUUGUUUCGGAUAGACAAUAUGUAAUUGCACUAUUCAUUGUGCCUGAACGGCCUGAACCAAGUUUUUUUUUUCACAUAUCUAUAUCUUUAUGACGUACGCACGCUGUUUUUAUGCAAAUAAUAUACCGUAAGGAUUGCUUGCUUCUUAUUGUUAACAUUUCGUUGAAAAAGGACAGACUCGUCUCCCCAUCUAUUGGAUCGAUCUGUUGAAUAAGGGCUAGAUCAUAGUAUCAGCAUCAUCGUUUGUAUUUCAGAACUGAAUUUUAAUACAGUUUUUAAGCAAAGUACCUACGGUUUUUAGCAUUUUCAAAAAUGCUAUGUUGCUCUGUAAUGGUAAAGCUUGCCAAUAAGACCUAAUUAAGGGAUUUCCAUUUUGUCCCGUAUGGUCUACUAUCUACGGCAUUUAGAUUAUUUUAAAUUGACAAGUGAAACUACAUUCUGUAUUAGGCAUCCGUCUUGGAGUGGGUCGCAUUCAAUUGGAAUCAAGAUCGAAAGCACUGCAAUCUAAUGCAAACAAUUUUGCCACUUAUUUCGCAUUAAAACUUCGCUUAACUUAAUUUAUGAAAUAUGUUUAAGUUAUCGUGUAAUAAAUUAUGAUGUUUGAGCAAAAUUAAAAAAUAACAUUCGGAAGCCCCGUCAGUCGUCAGUAAAUCUUACUACAGUGAUACAAACAUAGCGAAAUGAAAACCUUAGAAAAGACUUGGAGACUUAGAUAUUCUAUAGGGAAACCAUCCAACGCAAAUCUCGAAUCGAAGGUGCUUUUUGUCCUCUGACGGCGGCUAGCCAAAGCAAACGCAAAGUGAAUAGCAUUCAACUAAAACUGUACUAUUUUGUUAAAUAAUGCAUAAAUUCUGUAGUUCUAAACCAAUUGUAAAUAUAGUUGAAAACGAAGGAAAACAUUUGCUCAAUCCUAAUCCUAGCAAUAAUGCCAAUCGCAACAGUGAAGCAAACGAAUCGUUACUUACCCAAGGAUUUCAAAUCGAAAACAGUUGUCAUAGAUUUGUUCCAUUACUUGCUCGUUUACCAAACGAUAUUGUUUUUUCGGAAGCACUUAUUUGGUAAUGAUUGCCAUUAUGCUCGUCUGCUAUCAAGCAUCCUGAUAUAUGAUAUCUGUUAUACUUAAAUGUUUAAAACAAAUCAUUUUCGAUCAUGUGGGUAUAUCAAGAAUCCUAAUUCCGCUUCUUAUCCGGGACAGAUAGUUCGAUUAUAAAGAAACAUUAUUGUGCAAGAAAUGCAAGAAAUAAGAUGUAUAUGUCUGCAUUACUCGUAAUUAACAUUUACAUCAAUUUUAAUGGUACCAACAUAUUUAAAGUCCAUCAGACCAUAUUCUUCGUACUGAUUCAAAUACCCACAUAUUGUAUGAAAACUUCUUAGUGUGGAGUAAUCUUAAAAUGGAAUGUUUUAAACAUUUAAGCCAAGCAAAGUACCAAAAUGCAUAUUCCUAUUCCGAUUACAUAUUUCUGAAGUGAAACCUUUAUGUGCUCAAAGUGCCAACGAAACAGAACAAUAAUUUGAACAACGAUCUAGCAACAAAAAAUGUAAAAUAAAAUUGUCGUUUGUUUUCACGUUGAUUGUUUUUAUCCAUCUCAGAGGUGACAAUAAUCGUAAAUUAAGCAAGUUCGUCAACCAACCGUUCGCAAUUUGUAGACAAUUAAUAGAUAUUAGGUCAAGUUUUAAAAUUUAUUAUGAAUUUGAUGCCAACCAUUUAGUAGCAAUCAACGAGAACUACUGUACGCGCUGUGCAAUAAACGCCCAAACAACAAGUUGAUUAAUGUUGGUUACAAUAAAUGAACUUUAUUUUUUUAUAAUAAGCGAA
This is a messenger RNA of Armigeres subalbatus, 14042 nucleotides long. RefSeq names its product RNA-binding protein fusilli-like. Bases 1998 to 4667 code for a protein of 889 amino acids. The transcript is spliced from 15 exons. Gene Ontology annotation, molecular function: mRNA binding. NCBI's taxonomy places the organism in Eukaryota, Metazoa, Arthropoda, Insecta, Diptera, Culicidae. The record is from RefSeq and is a predicted model, not a curated record.